GGCUUCGUAAACAGAGCGACGAAAGACGAACACAAAUUGUGCUGAAAAGUAUAGCUGUAUUGGAGUAGGGACGCUGAUAUGUAGUAUUUAUUAUCUCUCUACCGGCAGUCGGUUGUGACUGGGUCAGACUGUAUUCCCUGAGAGUUCUGUGAAGUGUCAAAGAUGAAGUGCUUGCUGGUGGUCACUGAAAGUGCUGAGAUACUGUUUUACUGGACUGAUGCAGCCUUUGAAAAGAACUUACGAGAACAGUAUGGAGCAGUGGAAAAUACUGGAGAUAGAUUGCCAGCUGUAGAAGAUAGCAUCAAUACCCUCUUUGCACCUUUAAUUAUCUCCUGCAGCACUUUAAUUGAGAAAAUAAAUGAUAUUUACACUUCCUUUGUCACAGAAAAUGGGCACCAUUACAUCUUACAUCAGUUUGGAGAAUGCUUGUACAUUGCUGUAAAUGGGGAUGGAUCAGAGAGUGAGGAUGACCUGAGGAGAAAGAUAUUUGUGUUGAAGAAAUUCAUGGAAGUGCAGUUUGGGAUGGUGACCCUUAAUAGCACCCUUUUAAAAAAGGAACUUCGUCCUAAUGAUACAGGGAAGCGCGGUCGAUUGUGGAAAAUGUUGCAGGGUCUUCUUGACACUUACGACCUUUUGAGAAACCAGGAGCAAAGCUUUAUGGUAGAGGCUGUAGAGCGUCUGAUCCAUCCAACAUUGUGUGAACAGUGCAUUGAAUUUCUAGAGCGUCGAGUUGUACAACAGAUUAAUGGAAGUCCUGAACGUGCUGGAGAGGAAGUACUACAUGCCUUCAUUCUAGUACAUACCAAACUUCUUGCUUUUUAUUCAAGCCGAAGUGCCAGUUCAGUGAAACCAUCAGACCUCCUUGCCUUGAUUCUGUUAGUUCAGAAUAUGUACCCUGACAUCAGUGACCAUGGAGACGCUGCUGCGGAGCCACCAUCACUGCAUACUUACAGUAGCGGUAUUGUCAUUCAGGAAAAGGGGAGAAGAGACCUGUUAGCUACUAACAUUUCCACUCCAUCUAACACAUCCCAAGAGGAUUUUGAUGUCGGUUCAGCACCUGAAGUUUACUAUACUCCACAGCCUUCACCAACUGGAAAGAAAACAGAAUUGAUGGGAGCUGAAGAAGAGUGUACCCCAGUUUUUCAGUUUGUUGAACCAGAUAUCCAGAUGGCAGAGGACAGCUUGAAUAUUUUGGAGUCUGAGCACCGUGACCCUGCAUUCCCCAGGAGAGUGUUUCUGGAGGCAACAUUUAAGGAUGGCUACUGUCCAAUGAUGCCCCAUUCUAUGUACUGUCUGCCACUCUGGCCAGGCAUCUCAUUGGUGCUUCUCACUAAGAUUCCUAACAGUCAGGUUGCAGUGUCACUGUACAAUUUCUUGGAGGCAUUCUCCUUGUUAGAGAAGAAAUUAAAUGAAGUCCAGGAGGGCAUACCACAUUCCCGUUUGCAGUCGUCUCUUCCAUCCCUUGCAGAUCUUCGUACAAAGCUUGACAAGUUCAUCCGUGCUCUUGGCAACAUAGAUCAACAGCUGCAGAACACAUGGACCGACUUUAAGAACAAAGCAUUUUUAAGAACAGGGCAGGGAAAUGCUCAGGAGUUACUCCCCCUCUGCCGCUCUCUUAGAAGUCAGCUGUGUGCUAUAUACAGGCAGUACUUUGUGACAGAAGGUCAAGGGUCCCAUCAACGAUUAUCAGAAAAUCUCCAGAAGAAGGCUUUCACUAUGAUGCAGGAAAAGCUGACAGAUUGGAAAGAUUUUUUGUUGGUGAAGAGCAAAAGGAAUAUCACAAUGGUGUCAUAUCCUUAUUAUUUUCCAGGUCUAAUUCAUUUUAUCUAUGUGGAUAGAACAGCAGGACAAAUGAUCUCCCCCUCCCUAAGUGUAUCCGAUGACUCUACAUCUGAGCUUGGCAAAGGUCCACUUGCUCACUUUAUCAAAAGCAAGGUAUGGUCUCUGGUAAGAACUUCACGCCGCUACCUGCAAAAAGGUUACACAACAGUAACCCUACGAGAUGGGGAUUAUUACUUCAGCUACUUUUUAUGGUUUGAAAAUGAAACGGGCUAUAAAUUAGAAGUUAUUGAGUUGCCAGUUUUGUCUGAUGAUUCAGCCCCUAUAGGAAUGCUGGCUGGGGACUAUUACAGGCAACUUUUAAGAUAUUACAGCAAAACACAUCAAACUGAAAUUAUUAAAUGUUAUGAACUAAUGACAAUUCAUCUGGGAGUUAUUCCUCCAGACUCCAUUCUGCAACAGUGUUGUGAUUUAGCAAGAAAGCUAUGGGAGCCCUCCAGAAUCCCACUUCUCUAGAACUUGUAAAGAAAGGAGCAUCUUGUAUUUUAUUGGAAGGAAAUGUAGGUACAUAAUAUGAAGCAACAUAAAAUUGCUCUAAACAAAUAAAAUUAAGUUUACUUUUUUCAUACA
Erpetoichthys calabaricus (reedfish) is the source of this 2409-nucleotide messenger RNA. It is a transcript of the gene hps1, whose product is annotated as HPS1 biogenesis of lysosomal organelles complex 3 subunit 1. Lineage: Eukaryota; Metazoa; Chordata; Cladistia; Polypteriformes; Polypteridae. The coding region runs from base 163 to 2295 and encodes 710 amino acids. Gene Ontology annotation, molecular function: guanyl-nucleotide exchange factor activity. The transcript is spliced from 19 exons. The record is from RefSeq and is a predicted model, not a curated record. Gene Ontology annotation, cellular component: BLOC-3 complex. Gene Ontology annotation, biological process: vesicle-mediated transport; melanosome assembly.